Molecule: messenger RNA, 1345 nt
Organism: Sinocyclocheilus anshuiensis
Lineage: Eukaryota; Metazoa; Chordata; Actinopteri; Cypriniformes; Cyprinidae
Product: DNA nucleotidylexotransferase-like
Exons: 8
Coding region: 314-1345 (343 amino acids)
Biological process (GO): double-strand break repair via nonhomologous end joining
Cellular component (GO): nucleus
Molecular function (GO): DNA binding; DNA nucleotidylexotransferase activity; DNA-directed DNA polymerase activity
Source: RefSeq, a predicted model, not a curated record
GUCACAUUGCCAUACCAGUGAAUUUGUGAAAACAUACUUAUUCAACUUUUCCCUCAGUGCAUUUAUUAUUUUCCUUUUUUCUUCCCUGUGACCACCGGUGUUCUGCAUCCAUCUGUUAGUGGUAGUUUUGGCAGUGCCCUAUCAGAACGAGUGCCAAAUCAAAAGCACCUGUUGCAAGACUCUUCCACUCUUUGCCAAAACCAUAAACAAACACGCCACACCAACUGCCAGUUUUGUCUUUCAAAGAAAAAUAAGACAUCACCCCAUGCAACUUUGAAGAAUAGGCGACAGAAGCCCAGGCCCUUGUUCAGAGAUGUUUCCAACAGCUCUUCCUACUCGAAAGCGUCGGCGGCCUGAAGUUGCCUUCACUCGGGGUCACGAGGAGGUGAAGUUCAGGGAUGUGACUCUGUACCUGGUGGAGAGGAGGAUGGGAAAAAGCAGGAGGAAUUUUCUGUCUAAUCUCGCAAGAUCUAAGGGCUUCUGCGUAGACGACGCUCUCAGCACUGAUGUGACGCACGUCGUGUCGGAGGGGAACGCGGCGCAGGAGCUGUGGAGCUGGCUCGAGGAGCAGGGCUUUAGAGAGAUGCAUGAUAAACAUGUGCUGCACAUCAGCUGGUUUACUGAGAGCAUGAGCGCAGGCCGGCCCGUGCCUGUGCAAACCAGACAUUACAUACAAAAUCCCGCUGUGGAUCAGAGGUCGUGUGCACAUCCGUCAGCCAAACCGGAGUCUGCUGUGUCUCCGUAUGCUUGCCAGAGACGAACGACAUUGAACAACCACAAUAAGAUCUUUACAGAUGCGUUGGAGGUCCUGGCGGAGAACCUGGAGUUCUCUGGGAAUCAGGGGCCGAGCCUGGCGUUCCGGAGGGCCGCGUCCGUGCUCAAGAGCCUCCCCGCUGCCCUGCGACGCCUGGAGGAGACGCAGCUCCUGCCCUGCCUGGGAGAACAUAGCAGGGCCAUCAUAGAGGAGAUCUCUGAAUGCGGAUCGUCUUCCAGAGUUGAGGAGAUACUGAAUGAUGAGAGGUAUCGGACUAUGAAGUUGUUCAGCAGUGUCUUCGGGGUUGGACUCAAGACGGCAGAGAGCUGGUUCUGUAGAGGACUGCGGACGUUUGAACAGGUGCUGAGUGAACCCAGCAUCAGACUGAACCGCAUGCAGACCGCAGGGUUCUUGUUUUAUGAGGACAUCAGUAAGCCGGUGAGCAGGACAGAGGCCAGCGCUCUGAAGAUUAUAGUGGAGGAAGCUGUCAUCUGUGUCAACCCAUCCGCCACCGUCAGCAUCACAGGAGGAUUCCGCAGGCUCGCCGAUGGUGAUGAGCAUUAUGAGAAGAGAGGCACCCGACUGCUUUAA